CUUGGCAUCCAGUUUAUAAUUACAUUUACUGACCGUGAAGCGUGUAUUCAUAAUGAGUUUCCAAGACAAAGUAGUGAUUGUGACCGGCGCCAGUUCUGGCAUUGGAGCAGCAACAGCCAUCAAAUUUGCAGAAGAAGGAGCUAAAGUAGCCUUAGUGGGCAGAAACCAAGAAAAACUGAACAAUGUCGCGAAAAAAUGCGGUAAUCCUGUAAUAAUCAUUGCUGACGUGUCCAAAGAUGAUGACGCCAAAAGAGUUAUCGAAGAUACCUUAAGAUAUUUAGGAAAGAUCGAUAUUUUGGUGAACAAUGCUGGUAUAGCUACACCAGUCAGCAUUCUGUCUGAGCAUGCAAUUAAAAUAUUUGAUCAAGUAAUGUCUACAAACCUGCACGGGCCUGUCUACUUGACACAUCUUGCUGCACCCCAUCUUGUGAAAACUAAAGGAAACAUCGUGAACGUCUCAAGUGUUGCUUCUUCUGUUAUUCUGGCUAAGGACUUCUUUGCGUACAGCGCAUCGAAGGCUGCACUCGAUCACUUCAGCAGAGCUGUUGCCCUUGAACUAGCCACAAGCGGUGUUCGCGUGAACGUGGUCAAUCCAGGACCUGUUCGAACGGAUAUAGUAGAAAACAUGGGGGCAACGAAGGAAGUCGCCGAUGCCACUUACAGCCAAAUGCACAACAUAACUCCACUUAAUAGAAUUUCGGAACCUGAGGAAGUAGCCGAUCUAAUUAUGUAUUUAGCCAGUGACAAAGCUCAGGCCAUGACUGGAACAACAGUUGUAACUGACAAUGGAAUGAUCUUGAAGAGUAAUAUCGUACCUCCACAAGAAUAACUGUCUAAGGACCUAUUUUACAAUAUCUGGAUAACCGUUAUCUACGUACCACAUAAAGAAUUAAGAACGUAACGUAGUUUUUAUGUUGUGAAGCAGGCGCUGAAUGUAUACCUUCUUCAUUUUACUUUCCUUUUUAAAAUAUGUAUUCUUCACAAAUAACCCACUAUGGACGUAAUUAUGUAUUAAGUGAAUAUUGUAAUUAAAUAAUGUUUUGCAUAUAAAUAAAAUAAUUUUA
This is a messenger RNA of Spodoptera litura, 1064 nucleotides long. The record is from RefSeq and is a predicted model, not a curated record. NCBI's taxonomy places the organism in Eukaryota, Metazoa, Arthropoda, Insecta, Lepidoptera, Noctuidae.